AUGUUUGGUUCAGUUGACAUUCUUGGGCAAUCAUAUAGAAGCCCAUUUAUGUCCCAGUCAGUUGCUGGACAGACCCGCAACGCUAGUAACGAUCCUUCUGCUCCCCAGAUCUUUGGUAGCACAACCCCAUUUGGUCCACAAACAGGGAGUCCCAUAUUUGGGGUCACUUCGAAUGGUGUGUCAGCUGCAGCCCAAUCUUCUAAACCCUUUCCUUCCUCCACGACAUUCGGUGCCUCAUUCUCAACAGAUUUUGGAAAUACAAUGUCUACUUUUGGAGCAUCUUCUACUCCUGCAUUCAGUAGUUCAUCGUCGCCCUCAAUUGUUGGUUUCUGGUUGUUUGUUCCCUUUGGUUCAACAUGCACCCCAGCCUUUGGUUCUGACGGCAUGCCAGCUUUUGGUGCUACAAGCAUCCCGGCCUUUGGUGGUACAAGCCCUUUUGGAAGCACAACUCAACCAUCACAUCCAGCAUUUGGGAGCAGUAUAUUUGGUUCCUCCACGCCAUUUGGUGGAUCAAGUCAGCCACCCUUUGGUGCUACAAGUAGUGCAGCGCUUCGUUCCACAACAAGUUUUCCAUUUAGAAGCACAGAAGCUGCCACUGGGGUUUCAAGUUCCCCCGGAAUUGGAACUGGGCUAGGAUUUUAUAUUUCAAGUACCCCAGCUUCUGGUUCGUCUAAGUCCACUUUUGGUGCUUCAAGCAAUCCUACUUCUGCUGCUUCAAGUACCCCUGGAUUGCCGUGUGGAAGCACAGAAGCUGCCACUGGGGUGUCAAGUUUCCCCUCGGUUGGAUGUGGGCAUGGAUUUUAUGUUUCAAGUACCCCAGCUUCUUGUUCCUCUAGCUCCCCUUUUCGCACUUCAAGCAAUCCUACUUCUGCUGCUUCAAAUACCCCUGGAUUUACGUGUGGAUGCACAACUGCCACUGGGAUUUCAAGUUUCUCCUCGGUUGGAUUUCAGCAUGGACUUUAUGUUUCAAGUACCCCAGUUUCUGGUUCCUCUAGCUCCACUUUUGGUACUUCAAGCAAUCCUACUUCUGCUGUUUCAAUUACCCCUGGAUUUGGAAGCACAACUCAACCAUCACAUCCAACAUUUGGGAGCAGUAUAUUUGGUUCCUCCACGCCAUUUGGUGGAUCAAGUCAGCCACCCUUUGGUGCUACAAGUAGUGCAGCGCUUCGUUCCACAACAAGUUUUCCAUUUAGAAGCACAGAAGCUGCCACUGGGGUUUCAAGUUUCCCCUCGGUUGGAUCUGGGCAUGGAUUUUAUGUUUCAAGUACCCCAGCUUCUUGUUCCUCUUGCAGUACUCCAGCUUCUGGUUCCUCUAGGUCCCCUUUUGGUACUUCAAGCAAUCCUACUUCUGCUGUUUCAAAUACCCCUGGAUUUGGUUCUUUAAGUACUCCAUCUUUCACCUUUUCAUUCCUUCCUUCUUUUUGGAAAUCAACUUCUACAUUUCCUAGCAGCCAAUUUGAUCCUUCAUGUCCUUCUGGAGCGCAGAGUUCUCCAUUUGGAGCUCAAUCAAAAACAUUUGGAAACACUGCCUUCGGGAUAUCAGCUUCUGGGGCCCAACUUUGGGGAAGUAAAGUUCCUCCUUACACAACAACAACUGAACCAGAUGACUAUGUUGGUCUAGAAACUAGGGGAGACAUCCAGUCAAUAUCGGCGAUGCCGAUUUAUAGAGACAAAACUCACGAGGAACUGAGAUGGCAGGAUUAUCAAUUGGGGGAUAGAGGUGGACAUGUUCCUGCUGGAGGGAGUUGUUUUCCCUUGUCGACCUCAAACAUUUUGAAUCCUGCACCAACAUUUGCUCUAACAUCUUCAAGUCUUUUUAAUACCUCAACUCCAUCGAAUAUAUUUGCUCCACAAAUUCCAUCCUUUAGUUUUAGAGGCUCUAGGACCUCAUCUAUACCAAUCACUUCAUCAACUUUUCCUCUCUCAACUUCACCCAAUCUUUUCACAACUUCAUCAUCAUCUCCUUCAGUAUUCAGACAAGCUUCAUCUCCAUCUCUUUUUAGUUCAUCAGACCCAUCUAUAUUGGCAUUUCCUGCUCCAGCUCCAAGAACAGAUUUGACAUCUAAUUCUGGCCUGUUCAAUUCUCCAUUUGGAGUUCAAUCAACAACAUGUGGAAACACUGCCUGUGGGACAUCAGCUUCCGGGGGCCAAUUUGGGGGAAGUAGAGUGGCGCCUUACACUAAAACAGCUGGACCAGAUUGUGGUUCAUUAAGUGGGUUAUACCAAUCAAUAUGUGGGAUGCGGAUUUAUGGAGACAAAAGUCAUGAGGAACUGAGAUGGCAGGAUUAUCAACUAGGGGAUAGAGGUGGACGGGCUCUUGUUGGUGGGAACUGCUUUGACCUGUCUACCACCCAGUCAAACGUUUUGAAUCCUGCUCCAGCAUUUAUUCAAACUUCUUCGAGUCGUUUGAAUACCUCAACUCUAACUAAUAGAUUUGCUCCACAAAUUCCAGCCUUUACUCCUACAGCCUUUGGAUCCUCAUUUACACCAUUGAUUUCACCCAAUAUUUUUAUACCUUCAGCAUCAUCUUUUUCUGUACCUGGACAAAUUUCAUCUCCGUCUCUUUUUAGUUCAUCAGUCACACCCACAUCUAUGUUUGCAUUUCCUGCUCCAGCUCCAACAACUUCCCCAUUUAAUUCCAGCCCAAUCAAUCCUAUAUCUUCUAUUGCACAAACAGGUGGUACUGCUGGACUAACUACCACUUCCUCUGGUGGGCUGUUUACAAUUCCCUCUGGUAAUACACAUAUAUCCCAUGAAGAGAGGUUUCCAUUAGAGGAAAAAAGGAGGUUGAGCAUUAUGAUUGCAAGGUCUAAUCGGAAGAAAAAUGGUCAAAACUCCCCUUCUUCUUCUGUCCUUUCGUGGCCAUAG
This is a messenger RNA of Prunus armeniaca (apricot), 2868 nucleotides long. The record is from the annotation of a GenBank genome assembly. NCBI's taxonomy places the organism in Eukaryota, Viridiplantae, Streptophyta, Magnoliopsida, Rosales, Rosaceae.